AUGAGUGAUACAAGUAAACCACCUUCCUUUCGUGUCUCCACUACAGUCGUGGAAUUCCCAUUCGAUACACCUUACACUCAUACUAUCCUCGUGACAAGUCUAGAAGAAGAGGAAGUAAACGUAGACAUGUUUUAUAGUUUACAACCAUGUUUUAAACUCGAUCCAUCUAGAAAUUAUCAUGUAACACCAAUCCAGAUAAAUGUCAGCUAUACACCUGACCCUUAUACUCCUUUUGUAUUGCCCACUAAACCUUUGCGGAUAGUUUUUGAAAAAGCGCCUAUGGAUAAAAUAAAAGUAUAUGAAGAGUACACAGUCGAUAUAAGAAUUGUGGAUCCAAUACAAGAAGCAGAAGAGGAAAAUAACGGACCAAAUAUUACCACACAGCUCGCAUGCAAAAUUUGUUGUUUGUUCUUUUCGAAAGAAAAUCAGGAUCAAAUGCCAAAAACGCUCAAAGCUUGCGGACAUAUAAUAUGCCAGAAGUGUUACGAAGACAUUCAAAAUGAGAAACCAUUCGUUAACAGAAUUGUAUGCCCGUUUGAUGGAAAAGAAACAAGAGAAAAUACUAACGGCGGUCCUAGGAAUCUUUCUUUAGCAGACGUGCUACGACCUUCUGCACCUGUAGAUGCAAAUGCAUACCCGGCUCCAAGAAAAACCCAAAUCGAUUUUCAAAACUAUGUUCAAAAUCUCAAAGAUGUGGAAGAGGCUGUAGUACUACCAGAGUUGGAAAAAGCAAAAAUUCAACGGAGGACAUACUACUCUGAGAAACAUUCAAAUAAUAUUGAAGAAAUUGAAAAACAUUUCGAAAAAUUGAAGAAGGCCGCUGUAUCAAAAUAUAUCGCAUUUAGAGACUCCAAAAAAGGAGAAAUUGAAUCGGAAAUCAAUCAUAUUAAGUCACUCAGGACAAGUAUGAACGGAAUUAGAGAGACACUUGAGGCACAUCUGCAGAAAGGAACUGUUCCAGAAAGCAUUUACAAUCUAAGACAAGAAGUGGAGACAGCACUCAAUUCGGGAGUACGAGUUCAAGCCAACUUCCCAAUCUUAACCGACUUUGAUAUCCCUCUCGACAUGGCCAGAAGUCCAGAGAUAAAGCGAAGAAGAAUUGAGGAAUAA
Molecule: messenger RNA, 1110 nt
Organism: Caenorhabditis remanei
Lineage: Eukaryota; Metazoa; Nematoda; Chromadorea; Rhabditida; Rhabditidae
Exons: 5
Coding region: 1-1110 (369 amino acids)
Source: RefSeq, a predicted model, not a curated record